This is a messenger RNA of Paramecium pentaurelia, 552 nucleotides long. Lineage: Eukaryota; Ciliophora; Oligohymenophorea; Peniculida; Parameciidae. The record is from the annotation of a GenBank genome assembly.
AUGAAGAAAGGAUUAGCUUAUAUUAUCAUUUUUUUCUUCAUAAUUUAAUAUACCGAAUAGAAUUGCAUAAGAUAAUUCAAAUAAUAACAAACAAUAUUGAAGGGUAAUCACAAAAAUGUACUAUAAUUAUAACAAGGAUCAUUGCUAUCAUCAAAAAAAAUAAAUAUUUUAAAUUUUGGGAAUAAUGGUUCUAUUUUCAAAGAUAAUCCGUAUACAAUAAUGACAAAUGGAGUAGAUUUCAAUUAUUGUCAUAUAGGCUCAUAUAUUUCGAUAGCAUUAAUGUAAAAAUAUUUAUUGAACAAAUUAAAAAUUUGGCUGUGGGAAUAUGACUAUCUUUUCUAACAGUAAUUCAGAAAUUAUGAUAUUAUCAUUUAUGCCAUAUUAAAUAACAAAAAAACAAAGAUUUAUGAAAGCAAAUACGCUAAUUGCAUAAUAACAAUAGAAUUUUCUGAUUAGUUUGUUGAAGAAUUUUAAGUAUUGAAUGUAGGAGGAAAUACAAUCAAUCUGGGUUUACAUAUCAUAAAAGCUGUAGCUUAUUAUAAAUAUUCAUGA